UGUUGCUGGGGUCAGACUCCAGGAGAGUGAGCAGUCAGGGCAGCUGCAUAACAAAGGACCAUGUGCCCUGUGUGAGUUGGGAGAAGCUGAGCCCAGGAGCAGGAAGCAGGUUGUUUUCCCUAACUCUGAAGCAUUUUGCGGCAGGUAUAUCACAAUCCCAAAAGAUGUCUUCCAGCAAAGCUCUGUGUUACCCACGCCCGCCAUGUUAUCCCGACAUCUGCCCAGACCCAUAUGUUGAUGCCUGGAACGAGCCUUGUGUCACAUCGUGCGGAGACUCGAGCGCAGUGGUCUAUGCACCGCCGGUUGUCGUGAGAUUCCCGGGACCAAUUCUCGCUACUUGCCCUCAAGACAGCGUUGUGGGAAGCACCUUGCCAUAUUUACCCUAUGGAUAUGGGGGCCCAUAUGGAGGUGGUAGUUUCGGUGGCUCAGUCGGUUCUGGGGGUGCUUAUGGAGGUGGAUACAGUGCUGGGUAUGGUGGUGGCUACGGGGGCUUCUAUGGGUAUGGGAAGAGCUAUGGGAGGAAGUGCUAUUCUUCCCGCUUUGGAAGCUGUGGUCCAUGUUAAACCCAGAAGAAACGUCCACGGAACAAGAAACAACCAGGAAAUGAAAUAGAAGAUAAAGAUUCCCCACUCACCGAAUGGAUGAUGAGCACGUACAUCUCCAUAUGACAUCAUUGGGGGCUGUGUACAAAUCAGGCCUAUCUAUAUUGUCCCCUUGUUAUAUACUACCUUAACUUUAUAGUCUAAUGGUUUUGCAGCUCCUCUUGUGCUUUAUCCUAUUUGAUGGUGAAAGGUCUACAACAAGCGCUUAAUUUGAUGAAAAAUGGAACAUAAUUUCAAAACGUACAGCUGAAAGAAAAACAGCAGAACAUCUUGUGCAAAAUGCACGCUUUUUAGAGAGUGAUUGCUUUUAGCUCCUAUUGUUCCGCUGAAAAUACAUUCUCUGUGCUCUGCAUUAAUUCAUUCUGCAAUGUAAAGUGCACUGGUCAUUCCCAUU
Caretta caretta (loggerhead turtle) is the source of this 996-nucleotide messenger RNA. The record is from RefSeq and is a predicted model, not a curated record. NCBI's taxonomy places the organism in Eukaryota, Metazoa, Chordata, Testudines, Cheloniidae.